Messenger RNA from Pseudomassariella vexata, 461 nucleotides. RefSeq lists its product as uncharacterized. The record is from RefSeq and is a predicted model, not a curated record. The transcript has a single exon. Bases 84 to 371 code for a protein of 95 amino acids. Lineage: Eukaryota; Fungi; Ascomycota; Sordariomycetes; Amphisphaeriales; Pseudomassariaceae.
GCAUCUACUCCGUUCGUCCCCUGCUUACAUUGUUUUCCCGCGUCUUUGAGACUUCCGUUGAGAUAUAUUGGGCUCACCGGCAAAUGAGACUGUUUGCCUGUGAUGAAAUAGACAGCCUGAUUGGGCAUACAUCAUGUAUGCCAAUUAUUGUCUGGAACAAACAGUUCCCGGUGGUAAAAUUUGUCGCAACCUUAUUGAAUCGACCGUUGAACUUUAAACCAUUGAUAAUUUCCCAGACCGCCGCCCAUCGUGUACUAUACGCAGCCACCCAACACAUUAGUUAUGCACUUGGACGAAACAAGCUAAGAUUACUGUCUGAUGUGCAGUCUACAGACUCGUUUACCGCUGUCAAACCACGACGGUGCCGGUGAGUCGAUAUCGGAGACUAAACUACUCCUCCUGUGACAUCCUGUCAGUCCCAUAGACCCUCCCAAGUACUCCCAAUUGCCUCCAUUAGCCAU